AUGUCGUCCAUCGCAGUCGCCGAGAAGACCCCUGAUGACUCGUCCAAGCUGAAAACAUUUCUGUCCAUCCUGCGCAAAUAUCGCCUCGGUUCGUUUCUCUCUACCGGCUCAACUAUUGGAGCCUCGACCGAAUUUGGCAUCGGUAAAUCGGACGAUGAACUCGGUCGCAUGCUAGAAGUGUUGAGAUUCUGGUUCACCAAGGAUCUGAAAUACAUCAAGGGGAAGCCGUGCAAGCCAUAUAACUCAACGCUGGGUGAAUUCUUCCGGUGCAGCUGGGAAGUGCAGGACAACGUCCCCGAGGAAGUGAACCUGCCUGGUGUCAACGCCAACGGCAAUAAUUCAAUCGUCAACGAUGAUAACAAACAGGUGAAGGUGUGUUAUCUGACCGAGCAAACCUCUCAUCACCCGCCGGUCUCGGCUUUCUACAUUGACUGCCCUGAACGGGGUGUUUCAGCCCGAGGCUUCGACCAGAUCAGUGCCAAGUUUACCGGCACGAGUAUUCGGGUAAGCCCUGGCCAACACAACCUGGGCAUCUUCGUCACUAUCGAGAAAAGAAAUGAGGAGUAUCAGUUGACUCACCCGGAUGCACACCUCGGUGGCUUGUUACGCGGUGCGCUAUCAAUCUCGGUAGCGGAUACUUGCUACGUCACUUGUCCAAAGACCCGGAUGAAGGCAAUUCUGCAGUACGUUGAGGAGGGAUGGAUUGGCCGGACCCAGAAUAAAUUGGAGGGCGUAAUCUUCCGCUACGAUCCCGACAAUGAUAACAUCACCCGCCUGAAGGAUGUGGCGGAAAGUGAUCUUCUUGCUCGUAUCAGUGGAUCUUGGCACGGCAAGAUUUAUUACACUGCUGCGGGGUCCAAGGAUUCUCGUCUUCUGAUUGACAUUACGCCUCUCUUUCCCGUGACCAAGAUUUUGCCUCCGGAUGAGCAGCAAUUAUCCAAUGAGUCCCUCAAGUUUUGGUCAGAGGUCACUAAUGCCAUCCUGAACAAACAAUUCACCCAGGCAACGAAAGUGAAGCAGGACAUCGAGGAGAGGCAGCGACAGCGAGCGGCUGAGCGCAAGGAGGAGGAGGUGGUUUGGAAGCCCCGUUUCUUUACUGGCGCUGUGACGCCCCUGGGUAAACCUGAGUUGACUGAGGAGGGACAGACGGUGCUGCAAGGACUCCGAGCAGGCGACUACACUUUAAAGGAAAGUGAGGUGCAGGGUGCAUAG
Messenger RNA from Penicillium maclennaniae, 1212 nucleotides. Its product is annotated as putative oxysterol binding protein (Orp8). NCBI's taxonomy places the organism in Eukaryota, Fungi, Ascomycota, Eurotiomycetes, Eurotiales, Aspergillaceae. Gene Ontology annotation, cellular component: intracellular membrane-bounded organelle; membrane; cytosol. The record is from RefSeq and is a predicted model, not a curated record. The transcript is spliced from 5 exons. Bases 1 to 1212 code for a protein of 403 amino acids. Gene Ontology annotation, biological process: exocytosis; maintenance of cell polarity; endocytosis. Gene Ontology annotation, molecular function: sterol binding.